Molecule: messenger RNA, 2819 nt
Organism: Nematostella vectensis (starlet sea anemone)
Lineage: Eukaryota; Metazoa; Cnidaria; Anthozoa; Actiniaria; Edwardsiidae
Product: serine/threonine-protein kinase 40
Exons: 7
Coding region: 147-1475 (442 amino acids)
Biological process (GO): protein phosphorylation
Molecular function (GO): protein kinase activity; ATP binding
Source: RefSeq, a predicted model, not a curated record
GCCUGGGUUCCAGUUCCUUUUCACGAUAACAACAAAAUGGCGGAUGUUCGUUUCGUGUUGUUCUAGAAGAUGACAUCGUGUAUUUCAAGAAUAAUGGACGAUCGAUAACGACUAAUCGAAUUUACUGAAUUAAACUAUGUUCUACAAUGCGAUCUAGCGCAUCUGGCUCUGCUGGGGUCAAGCGAAAGGCAUCGUGCACUGAAACCGGCGAGAGUUCGGGUUCUGAGUCGAAACGAAAACGAAGCAGUGCUUUGAAGAGAGCUGGUCCUUACUUACUUGGACCACGACUGGGAAAUUCACCGGUCAGAAGCAUCGUCCAAUGUCUAGCGAAGAGAGAAGGGACUGAUGAUUUUUACUCGAUAAAGAUCUUGACUUUGGGGGAACCAGGCCAAGAAACACAAGAUGACAAGCAAGGAAAGAUGUUACUUCACACGGAGUAUUCGUUACUUUCCCUUUUGCACGACGAAAAAGGAGUUGUCCACCAUCAUGGGUUAUUCAAGGACGAGUACGUGGAAGAUGUGACUUCGGAUCAACUCGAAAGUAGAGUUACAGGCAGUAUUUCUCAAGCGGGUUCGAGUAGGACACGAUUUCGUACUCGUCAUCGUUUGUGUUUAGUUUUGGACUGCCUGUGUGCCCAUGAGUACAGCGCCGACACUGCGGACUUGAUCAACCUCCAACAUUACGUGAUACGUGAGAAAAGACUCAAUGAACGGGAAGCAGUGAUUAUAUUCAAUGACAUCGUGCGAGUGGUCGAGUGUCUUCACAAGAAAAACAUUGUUCAUCGAGAUCUAAAGCUUGGGAAUAUUGUACUCAAUCGAAGGACAAAGAAAAUCACAGUGACAAAUUUCUGCCUGGGGAAGCACUUGAUACGAGAGGAUGACUUGUUAAAAGACCAACGAGGCAGUCCGGCAUACAUCAGCCCAGAUGUACUCAGCGGUGCCCCGUACUCCGGCAAGGCAAGUGACAUGUGGGCACUAGGCGUUGUACUUUACACCAUGUUGUAUGGACAGUUCCCUUUUUAUGACAGCGUCCCGCAUGAGCUAUUCCGGAAAAUAAAGAGUGCAGAGUUUGUGAUCCCAAGUGAUAGUCCUGUCUCUGAGAACACCAAGUCUUUGAUCCGCUUGCUGCUGAUGCUAAAUCCCCUGAAGAGGUUGACAGCAAGCAAAGUGCUUGGCUUUUUACAAAACACUAUGUCUUCCUGGUACUUGACAGCUACCCUAGCUGAGCCUGCACAGAUAGUUCCAGAUGCUGACGAGGAGAACAACAAAAAACAAAUCACAGAAGAAGCAACAAGCCACGAAAUUCCAACAGGUUUAGAGACAAGGCUUAGCACUCUCAGCGAUGAUUUUUUUGCGAAGGAACCCCUCGGCACCGUGACCCGUGACGUCAUACCUCAACCACCAAUCAGACGCAUUUCUCAGGACGCACGACCGCUGACCGCUGCUGAGAUCCUGGCUCAUCGCCAUCUUCUUUAGUAAUACGUGAUAUGUUGCUCUGGUGCGCUUAUUCAAAAGCAAAUGAUUCUGGUAAUAAGCACGUGAUUCAGUAAUAUCACGCGUGCCAUAACACAAGCACGUGAUCUUUAAAAAUUCGCACGUGAUCCAGUAAUAUUACGCGUGCUAACACACAAACACGUGAUCUUUAAAAAUUCGAACUCGAUCCAGUAAUAUUAUCACGCGUCCUAACACAGCACAACCACGUGAUCCUGUGAGAUGCGCACGUGAUCAAGUAAUAUUAUCACGUGUGCUAACACACAAGCAAUGAUCGUGUGAGAUGCGCACGUAAUCGUAAUGCCAUGUCUUGGCUGGACACGUGACGCACAAAGACUUAAGGGCCGUCUACACGGGCGAGUUUUACUUGACAAGAAAAAGUUGCUCGUGUAGACGGGAAAAGUUGACAAGUUUUUCCUUGACAAGUUCACUUGUUCAAAAGCUGGCGUGUUUGCUUUUACUUGACAAGUCUUACUUGCCAAGUGCACUAAGUUGAUCGUGUAGACGCUCAACAAGUUUAUCGUAGAAAGUAGUUCAUAGGCCCCCUUUUCUCGUGCUUGUGAACUAUCCAAAAAGCUGCCAUUGCUGCUGUAGCUGGCAUGGUUUGUCUCUUUGUCAGUCUGUCUAUUUUGUUAUCAUUUGUUAUUUUUUUUUUUAUAUCGCCGCUGUCUAAAGGCAUUACUAGUUUAUCGCACGGAAAACUUGUCCAGUAAAAGUUGCUCAUGUGGAUAGCACGUCUACACGAACGACUAGAAUUGUCAAGAAAAACUUGUCAAGUAAAAAUUGCCCGUGUAGACGGCCCUUUAUAUGUUGUUCAUACAUGCUCCUACAAGUGACUUUAAUAGGCACCCGCGGGAAUAAACACUUGACUUUUAUAUUUUCCAUAUGUAUAGUGGCUACCGUCCUCUAAGAUUCUUAGUAGCCAAUUCACUUUGCUUGUGCAUGUCGCGUUUAUUUUACUAGUUUAAACGGAUCCCGUUCGCUCGAUUUGUAGAUUUCCCUUACUUUCUGUCUGUGCCAAUGCAUCUAUAGUCUUCAAAGCUGUAAAUAUUUUCCCUUCUGCUUGGCUCAAAAUUAGCCCUCAGAUAUUGAUUAUAUUUAUAUAUAUUAUUGUAAGUAUUAUCUAUAAUAAAAAGACCCGUUCUAUCUCUUUUCAAACGCGGCGUUCGCGCGAUUUCAUAGUUGCAUUUCCGUAACUUUCUGUCUUUGUGCUGAUAUAUCUAUUUCUUGAAAGCAGUUUUUUCCUACUUCUUUCCCUUCAGAUAUUGAAUAUUACAUAUUAUUGUAAGUAUUAUCUAUUAUAAAUAAAAUGUGUUUUAUCAAGAUAAA